Messenger RNA from Anastrepha ludens (Mexican fruit fly), 2998 nucleotides. Its product is annotated as organic cation/carnitine transporter 2. The record is from RefSeq and is a predicted model, not a curated record. The coding region runs from base 361 to 2271 and encodes 636 amino acids. Gene Ontology annotation, cellular component: membrane. Lineage: Eukaryota; Metazoa; Arthropoda; Insecta; Diptera; Tephritidae. Gene Ontology annotation, molecular function: transmembrane transporter activity. Gene Ontology annotation, biological process: transmembrane transport. The transcript has 7 exons.
UUAGAUCGCCACAGUGCGAAACACGGUAAAGAACGGUGCAAUAAAAAAUCGCUAAAAACGAAAACAAAAGAGUGAAAAUCCUUUGCUUUCAAAUAAAUCUGUAGUGAAUGGCCGAAGUGCGCCAAAGAGGCCUAAUUGCAGUUGUAAAUAUUUGUUACAUCUAAGGCUUAAAAGUGAAAACCAAAGAGUGGCACAAGUGCAUGAAGUGGCUAACGCUAUUUUUAAAACAGAAAUCUAGGAUUUUCAAAACAAAAAAAAAAAAAUAAAUUAAUAAUAUUAAAUAAUUAAUCUAAAUUUAAUAUAUUAAAUUAAAAAUUACAAUCAGUUUUUAAAAAAUCUAACAACGUAAAAUUUUUCAAAAUGAGCGGCGUUCUGCGACGUGGUUCAUUGAAUUUCGAUUGUAAUUUGAAUGGUCGAAAUUCGCGUGGUAGUAUUGAUACGAAUUUAUAUGGCGGCUAUCGUGAUACUAAGCCACGUACGCCGGAAAUCAGUGUGAUCGCUUUAGAUUUUCGUCGUUACUCGGAGGAUUUGAAAAAGGACUCACUAAAAACGAUUGUAAAUGAAUGCGUGCCGCCAGCUAAUGGAGACUUAAGUCAAGAUGUCGAUAGCGAUGUUAUUUCAAAUUUUGUUGGUCAUCAUGGCAGGUGGCAAUUUAUUUGGACAUUUUUGCUCACACUCUUUCAAAUACCACCCACAUUUCAUUUGUUCGUAUACACUUUUCAGACCACCACCAAGGACUUCUGGUGCGCGCGCCCAGACAAUGCCCCCGAUAUGGAUGUGUCGCUAUGGAAGAAUCUCAGUCAACCAAGCGGUCCGUGUUCAAUACUUAAUCUGAAUUAUUCUCAGCUACCUGAACUUUCAACGACCGCUGCGCCUACUGUACUCAUUCCAUGCACCAACUUCGAGUUCUCCUGGGAUGAUGGCAGUGCUCGCACCAUAAUUCAGGAAUUCAACUUGGUGUGCAGUCGCCAGCAGUUAGUUAGUGUUGUGGAAAUGUGCUUCUUAGCUGGAGCAGCGGUGGGUAGUGUUUCGAGCGGUUGGAUUUCAGAUCGUUUCGGACGCAAACAUACUCUGAUGGCGUUCGUGUUGGUGCAACUGGUUUCUGGUACUUUACAAGCUUACGCGAUCAAUUUGGCCAUGUACAUGACGCUGCGUGUUUUAACUGGGUUUGCGUCGAUGACAGUGACGGUAGUUAGUUUUGUGCUCGUCGUCGAAUUAGUUUCUGGCAAAUGGCGUACCAUCACGGGCAUUUUAAACAUUCUACCAGUUCCGAUUUCCUACAUCCUAAUGGCUUGUAUAGCGUAUUUUGUUCGAGAUUGGCGACAUUUACAAUUGGCCAUUUCACUGCCAUGGCUGAGCUUAUUGACGAUUUGGUACUGCAUGCCAGAAUCACCCCGCUGGUUGCUCGCACAAGGCUGCCUCAAUGAACUGUAUUCACUGAUCGAACGUGCUGCCCGCCUAAAUAAUCGCACACUGCCACCGAACUAUCAGAAAACAUUGGAAGCUGCUGCACCGCCGCCAAGCAGCGUAACAACACAAAAGCUCAGCAAAGAAGGAACUAUUGACAAAGAACAGCUUGGCAUCACACAAUUGCAGCAACAGCAACACCAAACACCAACCGCCUUUAUGGCGUCCCCAGAAGGUGGUCUCAGCAACAUUUGCCCGAUUGAUCCUAGCGCUACCGAGGCUAAUCCCACCACUCAUGACAAUCCAUUGAAGGUGGUAUUUAAUCGAUUUUAUUGGCGCACAACUUGUCUGAAUUUGGUUGUUUGGUUGACUUUGAUUAUCGUCUAUUAUGGACUAACAUUGCAUUUGAGCAAUUUGGGCGGUGACAUCUACUUGAAUACGAUCGUCGCCGGUGCAAUAGAAGCGCUUUCAGUUUGUAUUAGCAUUUUUGUGGUUUUGAAAGUGGGCUUACGGCGCAGUCUCAUAGCUUAUAUGCUUGUGCCAGGGCUUUGUUGCUUAGCUACAAAUCUCGUGCCAACCAGAGAUGACAACCAAACGACAGUUAUAGCUAUGGCCAUAAUCGCGAAAUGCGUUAUUGGCGCCAACAAUGCCAUCAUACCAUCAUACACGGCCAUGCAGUAUCCGACAGUGGUGCGUAACUUUGGUGUUGGUUUGGGCAAUUUGGCAGCGGGUGUUGCGCUCAUUUUGGUACCGUACAUGUGGCUGUUGGAAAGCAUAGACGCACUGCUGCCAAUGAGUAUAAUGGGUGUGAGUGGUAUUAUUGGUGCUAUUUGCUUGUACCUAAUGAAGGAUGUGGAACAUUGAGGGAGCGUUAGCGCUGGCAUAAGUGGGCAACAACAAAGCAACUAAAAAAUAAUAAUUUAAAAUAUUGACAAACGUUUCGACGCUGUUUUAACUGUGAUAAUCGUAUUUGGAGUAGUUGGCAAACGCGAAGAAAUUGCGGAGUUUUGUUGAAGAAGAAUGAGAAAUAAGUGUCUUAGUUUAAGUGAAAAUAUGAAAAUUUAAUCAGGAGCAAAGUAUUUUUUAAUUGAACAAAACAAAACUUUCAUUACAAUACGAGUUUUUUUGCGAUAUUUUGUAAAGGAUUUUUCUUACAAAAUACGAUUCAUAAACGUUCAUGUUUCUGUUUACACUGCACACUGAUCCCAAAUUUAAAAUUUUUUACAAAAAUUUAAAAAUUGAUUGUGCAUAUGGUUGGAUGGUUGGCCAAAAAAUAUUUAAUAAUGAAUAGAAAUAUGAUAUUUAAUUUUUUUUCCUGCCUAUUAUUGCAAAAGCGUAUUUUCACCUUUAGAAAUAAUCCUGAAUUAAUUUAAAAAUUUAAUGAGCGGCAAUCAUGUGUCCGAUCUUCCUAGAAAAUAAUAGUACGAGACGCAAAAAAAUGUCGAUUAAAUAUUAUGUUUUAUAUAAAAAGAGCUUUUGAAGCUGCCAAAACACAAUCACACAAAAGGAGCAUACUGACAAAGUGGUCGAAAUACAAAUAUCAUUUAAAAAAUAUAAAAAUAAAAUAAAAAGCCUUUAUUUGUUAAUAUAA